ACUCCCAGCUCGACAACCACUGCCACCCCUCCAGCUCGGCUGUCACCUGCCCUAGGAGACGCAGCCGCCGGACCCUGCCCAGGGCACUCAUGCCUAGGCGACCACCGUGUCCCAGACCAAAAUGCUGAAGGUCCGCGUGACCCUCUUCUGCAUCCUGGCAGGCAUCGUGCUGGCCAUGACAGCCGUGGUAACCGACCACUGGGCUGUGCUGAGCCCCCAUAUGGAGCACCACAACACCACCUGCGAGGCGGCCCACUUCGGCCUCUGGCGGAUUUGUACCAAGCGCAUCCCCAUGGACGACAGCAAGACCUGCGGGUCCAUCACCCUGCCCGGGGAGAAGAACUGUUCCUACUUCAGGCAUUUUAACCCCGGCGAGAGCUCGGAGAUCUUCGAAUUCACCACUCAGAAGGAGUACAGCAUCUCGGCAGCCGCCAUCGCCAUCUUCAGCCUUGGCUUCGUCAUCCUGGGCAGCCUCUGUGUCCUCCUGUCCCUCGGGAAGAAGAGGGACUACCUGCUGCGGCCUGCGUCCAUGUUCUACGCCUUUGCAGGUCUCUGCAUCCUCGUCUCGGUGGAGGUCAUGCGGCAGUCGGUGAAGCGCAUGAUUGACAGUGAGGACACAGUCUGGAUCGAGUACUAUUAUUCCUGGUCCUUUGCCUGCGCCUGUGCUGCCUUCGUCCUCCUCUUCCUCGGUGGUCUUGCCCUCCUGCUGUUCUCCCUGCCUCGAAUGCCCCAGAACCCAUGGGAGUCCUGCAUGGAUGCUGAGCCUGAGCACUAGCCCUCCUGUGGCCCUAGCGACCCUCAGGCUUCUUCCCCAGGAACCGGGUCUUGGCCUGGAACCUUCCAGAGAGGAGGCGGGAGCAAUUUUAGCUCCACUCUGCUCCCAUCUGCCCCCCUGCAACAGUCGCAGGCUGCUUCCUCUCUCUGAGCUCCUCUGGGCCGCCUCAGGCUCCCGUGGGAAUAGGGCAAGAGGACGUGAGUCCCAACCUGGCCACAGUUGGGGGAGGCAGAGCCAGCAGGUGGACAGGUGUUUUGCAGGGGCCCAACUUCCCCUGGAGCUCAGAGGUGUCCCCACUGUGCCAGCCUCUGAUAAGCUGCCUCCAGUUGUCCUUUAUGAACAUUGCAGGGACAACCUGUGUUUGCCAGUUCUGGGUGUUCUGUGUAAAUAGCCAGCCUGUCUCUUUCUCGGUGAUAAAACACACCCUCUCUGGUGAGCCCAGCGUCCCCUCCUUGGCUUCCAGGAGCCCUGGGAAGCAUUUUUAACUGGGUAGAAUCUGACUGUGGCUUGAAAUAAAAAGCUCUCAGAAAA
This is a messenger RNA of Nomascus leucogenys (northern white-cheeked gibbon), 1306 nucleotides long. RefSeq names its product calcium voltage-gated channel auxiliary subunit gamma 1 (gene CACNG1). Gene Ontology annotation, cellular component: membrane; L-type voltage-gated calcium channel complex. Gene Ontology annotation, biological process: calcium ion transmembrane transport; regulation of calcium ion transmembrane transport via high voltage-gated calcium channel. Lineage: Eukaryota; Metazoa; Chordata; Mammalia; Primates; Hylobatidae. The record is from RefSeq and is a predicted model, not a curated record. Gene Ontology annotation, molecular function: calcium channel regulator activity; voltage-gated calcium channel activity.